Messenger RNA from Anthonomus grandis grandis, 3425 nucleotides. It is a transcript of the gene LeuRS, whose product is annotated as leucine--tRNA ligase, cytoplasmic. The coding region runs from base 165 to 3383 and encodes 1072 amino acids. Gene Ontology annotation, molecular function: leucine-tRNA ligase activity; aminoacyl-tRNA deacylase activity; ATP binding. The record is from RefSeq and is a predicted model, not a curated record. NCBI's taxonomy places the organism in Eukaryota, Metazoa, Arthropoda, Insecta, Coleoptera, Curculionidae. The transcript is spliced from 19 exons. Gene Ontology annotation, biological process: leucyl-tRNA aminoacylation.
AAAAUUGAGGUUAAGAUACACGAAGACCGAAGUGCUGCUUUUGUGAAACUCGGACGUGUUCUGUGAAUGCUGCUAAUUCACAAAAGAGUCCAUUCUUUAAAUUGAUAGCAAUAAAAAGCUAGUCUACAAAUUAUUAUAGACAAAACUUAAAAAAAAAGAAAAAUAUGGCUAAUGUUGAAAGAAAAGGUACUUUUAAAGUAGAAUAUCUUCAAAAGAUUGAGGCAGAAGUGCAGGAGCGAUGGAAAAAUGAAAAAAUUCAUGAGUUUGAUGCCCCAAAAGAGGAAAAGAAGUCUAAUGAUGAAAAGUUUCUCUGCACAUUUCCUUAUCCUUAUAUGAAUGGAAUGUUACAUUUGGGACAUACUUUUUCAUUGUCCAAAUGUGAAUUUGCUGUCAGAUAUCAUCGCCUAAAAGGUAAGCAUGUUCUGUUUCCCUUUGGUUUCCAUUGCACUGGCAUGCCAAUAAAGGCUUGUGCCGACAAACUUAAACGAGAAAUGGAGCUCUUUGGUUGUCCUCCUCAAUUUCCCAAAGAAGAAGAAGAAGUAAAUGUUCAGGAGGAAAGUGAUGGAGUACCCAAAGACAAAAGCAAAGGAAAAAAGAGUAAAGCAGUUGCAAAAGCUGGAUCUGCUAAAUACCAGUGGCAAAUAAUGGAAAGCAUGGGAAUGAAAAGUGAAGAGAUAAAAAAGUUUGCUGAAGCUGAUUAUUGGUUAGAUUAUUUUCCUCCUUUGGCCGUUAGGGAUUUAGAUGCUUUUGGAAUUCACGUAGACUGGAGAAGGACAUUCAUAACUACAGAUGUCAACCCGUUUUAUGACUCCUUCGUCCGUUGGCAAUUUUUAAGACUUAAAGAAAGAAACAAAAUUGAAUUUGGCAAAAGAUAUACAAUCUACUCAGAAAAAGAUGGGCAACCUUGUAUGGACCAUGAUCGAUCAUCUGGUGAAGGCGUUGGUCCUCAGGAAUAUACAUUAAUUAAAAUGAGGGUUCUUGAUCCAGUUCCUGAGAAAUUAAGCUCAUUUUCAAAGAAACCUAUCUACUUGGUAGCAGCAACUUUACGUCCUGAAACCAUGUAUGGGCAAACUAACUGUUGGUUGCAUCCAGAUAUAAAAUAUAUCGCAUUUGAAACUGUUAAGGGUGAAAUAUUUGUCUGCACCAAAAGAUCUGCGAGGAAUAUGUGCUUCCAAGGUUUUACGGAAGUUGAAGGAAAUUUUGAUGUUAUUGCUGAAGUUUUAGGUUCGGAUCUUCUUGGAUGUGCUCUUAAAUCUCCAAAAACAAAUUAUGAAAAAAUUUAUGCUCUUCCCAUGCUAACAAUCAAGGAUAAUAAAGGCACUGGAGUUGUUACUAGUGUACCUUCUGAUUCCCCUGAUGACUAUGCUGCCUUACAAGAUUUAAAGAAGAAGCAGGCAUUUAGAGAAAAAUACAACAUCAAAGAUGAAAUGGUACUUCCCUAUGAUCCAAUACCUAUCGUAGAGGUUCCAGAAUUCGGUAAUCUUUCAGCUGUAACUGCCUGUGAAAAUCUAAAAAUUCAAAGUCAAAAUGACAAGGAUAAAUUAGUGCAAGCGAAAGAAAUGGUUUAUCUUAAAGGAUUUUAUGAUGGGGUAAUGCUAGUAGGAGAAUUUAAGGGCAAAAAGAUACAAGACAUAAAGAAACAACUUCAAAAAUCCAUGGUGGACAGCAACGAAGCCGUCAUUUAUUACGAACCUGAAAAAACUGUAAUUUCUCGCUCGGGUGACGAAUGCGUGGUUGCUCUCUGUGACCAGUGGUAUCUGGAUUAUGGUGAAGAAAACUGGAAAAAACAAGUUUUUAAGGCUUUAGACAAAAUCAAUACUUACCAUGAAGAAGUUAGAAAAAAUUUCCAGGGUUGUAUUGAUUGGUUACAUGAACAUGCUUGUUCUAGGACAUAUGGCCUUGGCACCAAGUUACCAUGGGAUACAAAAUGGCUGAUCGAAUCUCUUUCAGAUUCCACUAUUUAUAACGCAUAUUAUACUGUGGCACAUCUUCUACAGGGAGGUACCUUUAGAGGUAACAAACCAAACGCUUUAGGUAUUAAAGCAGAACAAUUGACACCAGAAGUCUGGGAUUAUAUAUUUUUCAAAGAUGCCGCAUAUCCCGCUAAUUGUGAAAUCAAGAAAGAGACAUUGGAUAUUAUGAAAAAAGAGUUUGAAUACUGGUAUCCUGUAGAUGUUCGUGUAUCAGGCAAAGAUUUGGUGCAAAACCAUUUAACCUACUUUAUUUAUAAUCACUGUGCUAUUUGGCCUAAUGAUGAGAGCAAGUGGCCAAUGGGAAUCAGAGCUAACGGCCAUCUUUUAUUAAACUCUGCCAAAAUGAGUAAGAGCGAAGGCAACUUCUUAACUCUGAGCGAUGCUUUAAAGAAAUUUAGUGCCGAUGGAAUGAGGCUUUGUCUAGCAGACUCCGGAGACUCAGUAGAAGAUGCCAACUUUGUAGAAGCCACCGCAGAUGCUGGUAUCUUAAGGCUAUACACAUUCAUAGAGUGGGUUAAGGAAAUUCUAAAAAGUAAGGAUACUUUACGGUCUGACAAAUCUCACACAUUUAACGACAAGGUUUUCGAAAGUGAAAUAAACCUAAAGAUUAAAGAAGCUGAUGACUUUUACAAUAAAAUGCUGUUCAAGGAAGCCUUAAGAGUAGGUUUCUUUGAGUUACAAGCAGCUAGAGACAAAUAUAGGGAACUGUCUCUUUUAGAUGGUAUGCAUGUUGAUUUAAUUCUGAGGUUCAUUGAAGUGCAAGCAAUUUUACUAGCUCCAAUUUGCCCUCACGUGGCCGAAAAAGUGUGGGAGCUUCUUGGAAAUAAAACAAGUAUAGUCAAAGCAUCAUGGCCGGAAAUAGGAACCAUUAACGAAAUUGAAAUAAAAGCUUCAGAAUAUUUAAUGGAGGCAGCACACUCGUUUAGAGUACACUUGAAGAAUUAUUAUAUGCUAGGUGCCAAAAGUAAGCAAAAAGCAAACAUACCCCCAACUGAAAAACCGAAUAUUUGCACAAUCUGGGUUGCAAAAUCAUUCCCAACAUGGCAAAGUUGCAUUUUAGGCGUUCUUAAGGAACAUUUCGUUAAAAAUGGUUCUCUCCCAGAUAACAAAACACUAUCUUCCGAAUUCGCCAAAAAGGAAGAAUUGAAAAAAUAUAUGAAAAGAGUUAUGCCAUUUGUACAAGCUACUAGAGAAAAAGUCCAGCAAUUAGGGCUUAAGGCUUUAGCUCUUACUUUAGAGUUUGAUGAAGCUAAAAUACUUUCUGAUAAUAGCAUUUAUUUAGCCAAUACUCUUGAUGUAGAUGAAGUAUUUAUUAAGUUUACUGAUGAUCCGGAAGCCACUGACAAAAUGAAGGAGUGCUGUCCAGGUUCACCUUUCGUCGUAUUUUCGAUAAAACCAGUUGAAUUAUAAAUGUAUUAAAACGUAUUGCUAAAAUAUAUUUAUUUAUUAAGA